Beta vulgaris subsp. vulgaris (sugar beet) is the source of this 670-nucleotide messenger RNA. RefSeq names its product thioredoxin H-type. Gene Ontology annotation, molecular function: protein-disulfide reductase activity. The transcript is spliced from 3 exons. NCBI's taxonomy places the organism in Eukaryota, Viridiplantae, Streptophyta, Magnoliopsida, Caryophyllales, Amaranthaceae. The record is from RefSeq and is a predicted model, not a curated record. Bases 81 to 419 code for a protein of 112 amino acids.
AGACAAAGGUUAAUCAUUACUUGACUUUCAGAUUAAUUGAUUUGUGCAUUGUUUUGGCUACUGAAAAAAGAGGAGAGAGAAUGUCGUCAGAAGUUGUUAGUUGCUACACUAUUAACCAGUGGAAUGAGAAAUAUGACGAAGCCAUGAAAUCCGGGAAACUGGUUGUAGUUGAUUUCACUGCUUCAUGGUGUGGUCCAUGCCGUUUCAUCGCACCAAUUCUGGCUGAUUUUGCUAAGAGGUUCCGUAAUAAGGUUAUAUUUCUCAAGGUUGAUGUUGAUCAGUUGAAGACCGUUGCUGAGGAUUAUAAAGUUGACGCCAUGCCAACUUUUGUGUUUCUAAAGGGAGGAAAAGAAGAAGAAAGGGUUGUGGGCGCUAGGAAAGAUGUCCUCCUCGAACGUAUUAGGAAAUAUGCAGCUUAAAUUUACCAACUUAAUUUAUCUCACUGCACGAAUGCAUGCAUGCUACGUAUGAAAGUUGGUGGUGAAGUUGAUAAUGAGCGAAUGUUGCUCUCUUAUGUUGAUGUUUUUGUACUUUAAUCAAACAAAAUUGCGUCUAUUUGUAUCUAUUGGCCUUGGAUUACCAUUCCAUUUUGUGCUUAUUAAGCAUAAUGACACUUAAUUAAUACUAUUAUAGCGAAUAAUACAUUGUGUAAUCACUUUUGUUCUCGAAA